Molecule: messenger RNA, 1158 nt
Organism: Cercospora beticola
Lineage: Eukaryota; Fungi; Ascomycota; Dothideomycetes; Mycosphaerellales; Mycosphaerellaceae
Source: RefSeq, a predicted model, not a curated record
AUGGAAGAUUAUAAUGUCAAACAUCUCAAUUCUGGUCAGGACUUCUCACGGCCCUGGAUGCUUCACAACCCACACCACACGACACAAGGAUGGUCUCGCGAACAAGUGGAUCCUGGUGUGGAAGCCUUUCAUCGCACUCUACCAGAUUACAAUGAAACACAGCUACACGAUUUACCCACGGUGGCUAAGGAGCUCGGCCUCGCUCGAGUGUUCAUCAAGGACGAAUCUACACGUUUUGGACUUCCAGCUUUCAAGGUCCUAGGCGCCAGUUACGCGGUUCAUCGAACUGUCUGCAAGCAAAUGGGCCUUCCGGCCUCUACUACUCUGAAGCAACUCAAGGAUAAUAUAUUGAAGAACCAAGAUCAGUCGAUCCGACUCGUCACAUGCUCCGAAGGCAAUUGGGGUCGGGCUUGCGGAAGGAUGGCGAAGAUCUAUGGACUGCCCUUGACGAUAUAUGUACCAGGAUUCAUGAGCGAGUAUACCCAGAACUUGCUGCGCGGCGAAGGUGCGGAGGUCAAGGUUUUGGAAGGUGGGAGCUACGAUGAUUCCAUUGCUGCUACCAGGCGUGAUUCGGAGGAGACUGGCGCUUUGAUGGUGAUGGAUGUCAGUUGGGAAGGGUAUACGGAGAUUCCAAAGUGGGUAACGGACGGCUACAGUACGAUGCUUACAGAAGCGGGCCGACAAGUGGCAGCCCUGGCGAACGAUGCCAAACCAAACACAUUUUUCGUGUCUGUCGGAGUGGGCAGCUGGGCUCACUCAACAGUGGCGCACUAUAAAGCUGCCAAUCCAAACAACGACAUCAUCGCCGUGGAGCCUGACACUGCUGCGUCGUUGAAAGAGUCUCUGCACGUUGGCGAACUAACUCCUAUUGAGACUGACGAUACGAUCAUGGCUGGCAUGAACUGCGGUACCACAUCUCAGAUCGCAUGGCCUAUUCUGAAGACCGGAGUGACAGCCGCGGUGACCGUGACCGACCAGGAAUCGCACGAAAGUGUCAAGUUCUUCAAGAAGAACGAAGUCAAUGCUGGGCCUUGCGGGGCCGCGACGUUGGCUGCUCUGCGCAAGUAUGUAUCAACAUUGACUCCUGCAGCGAGAAGUAACAUGGUGGUGAUUUUGUUCAGCACAGAGGGUUGGAGGGAAUAUGAAAUCCCGAGCUGA